This is a messenger RNA of Medicago truncatula (barrel medic), 996 nucleotides long. RefSeq lists its product as uncharacterized. The record is from RefSeq and is a predicted model, not a curated record. The transcript has a single exon. The coding region runs from base 1 to 996 and encodes 331 amino acids. Lineage: Eukaryota; Viridiplantae; Streptophyta; Magnoliopsida; Fabales; Fabaceae. Gene Ontology annotation, molecular function: zinc ion binding; nucleic acid binding.
AUGACAUUUCCGGUUUUUGAUGGCAGAAACUACGACCCAUGGAGCAUGAAGAUGAAAGUGAUUCUUGGCUCUCAAGAUGUGUGGGAUCUGGUGGUGAACGGACUCGACUCGUUACCGGCGAAUCCAACCGUUGUGCAACAAGCAACGUAUAAAGAUGCGAAGGAGAAAGAUUGCAAAGGCUUAUGUAUUCUACACCAGUGCAUGAAUCAAGCAAUUUUCAAAAAGAUUGCAAGAUCGGAGUCGAGCAAAGCGGCGUGGGAUGUUCUUGCGAAUUCCUAUGCCAGCGAUCAGAAAUUGAAGAAGGUACGAUUGAAAACCCUACGAAGACAGCACGAAAUGAUAGGAAUGAAAGAAAACGAAAAGAUUGUUGAUUUCUUCACUAUAAUUCAAACAAUGUCGAAUCAGAUGCAUUCUUGUGGUGAAACCCUAACUGAUGAGUCAAUAGUUGAGAAGAUUCUACGAUUUGUAAAUUCAAAAUUUGACCAUGUUACGGUGGCGAUUGAACAAUCGAAGGACCUAUCAAAAAUUAAGUUUGAAAAACUUCAAGGUACGCUUGAAACACAUGAGCAACGAAUGGAUGAAAGAAAGGCUGCGAAAUCAGGUGUUGAGCAAGCAUUGCUUGCACAAACUAGUAGCACCAAAGGUGAUAAUCAAAGAGGGCGUGGAAGAGGCAGGAACAGUUAUAGAGGUGGAAGAGGCAGAGGUAACAACUCUAGCUCAAACUGUGGUAGAGGAAAUUCAAGUAAUAACAAUAGCAAUGAAAACUAUAGAGGAAGAGGUGGUAGAGGUGUGAGAGGAAGAGGAGGGAGAAAAUCUGAUAAGAGUCACAUUCAAUGCUAUAACUGCAAGAAAUAUGGACAUUUUGUUGAUGAAUGUUAUAAUAACACACAUAAUAAUGAUGCAAAGUUGGCACAAGAAGAAGAUGAGAAGGAAGAGGAACUGAUGAUGGUUGUAAAAGAGAAAAUAAGUGAAGAAACGUUGAACAAGGCAACCUGA